Messenger RNA from Emiliania huxleyi CCMP1516, 723 nucleotides. RefSeq lists its product as hypothetical. The transcript has a single exon. The coding region runs from base 1 to 723 and encodes 240 amino acids. Gene Ontology annotation, molecular function: cysteine-type peptidase activity; deNEDDylase activity. The record is from RefSeq and is a predicted model, not a curated record. Lineage: Eukaryota; Haptophyta; Isochrysidales; Noelaerhabdaceae. Gene Ontology annotation, biological process: proteolysis.
AUGGCAGCCAAGGUUGUCCUGGGCGACAUCACGCUGCAAGCGCACGACGUCGCGACGCUGCGGCCGGGCGGAUGGCUCGGCGACAUGGUUAUCGCCUACUUUUUCGAGCGGCUGGCCGGCAGCUCGGGCGGCGGCGUAGUACUCCUCGAGCCGUCCACGGCCUUCACGGCGGCUACGCUCGGCGAUGCGGACGUGCUGCGCGAGAUGCUCUCGGUGGCGCCGACAGGGGGCGCCACGCCGCUCGCCGAUGAGCUCGCCGCUGCCAACCUCGUGCUGAUUCCGGUCAACGACAACGAGGACCCCGACGCGGCCGAGGGCGGUGGGCACUGGUCGCUGCUUGUCUUUCGACGCCACGGGCAGGAGGGCGGCGCGGCGCGCUUCGAGUACUACGACAGCCUGCUCGCCUCCAACCUCGCCCACGCAAAGCGGGUCGCGGCGACGCUGGCGCCGCUGCUGCUGCCGCAAACGGCGGGCGACUCGGCCGGGAGGCUGCCAGUGGCGUGCCUGCCGACGCCGCAACAGGCCAACGGGCACGACUGCGGUGUCUAUGUGAUCGCCAUCGCCGCGAUUGUGGCCGGAGCGCCGUCCGAGGCAUCAGGACAGCCCCUCUCGGAGGCGGUGAGCGCGGCCGUGAGCGCGCUGACGCCUGCGGUGAUCACGGCGCAGCGGCGCGAGUACCACGCACACCUAACGCGGGCGCUGGACGGCGGCGGCGGGCAGUGA